AUGGCGAUGAGGGUUGAUUACAGCAUCAUCAUCACUUCCGCCAUUAUUGUAGCUGCUGCUUCUAUGAUCAUGAGUUCAACAACCGCAGCAACAACAGUUCCAGCAGGACUCAUAAACAUCGUGAAUUUGGGAGCCAUAGCCGACGGAAAAACAGACUCAACCCUACCAUUUCAAUCUGCAUGGGCUUCUGCAUGUUCAUCAUCUAAACCAGUCACUAUCUACGUCCCCUCCGGCAGUGAUGUCUGGAUUAAGUUUGAAAAGGCCACCGGAGUUUCUAUCUCCGGUGGAACUUUAGAUGGUCGUGGAACCGGUCUGUGGGCUUGCAAAGCCUCUUCAAGUUCUUGUCCAACCGGUGCAGCCACGUUAGGGUUCUAUAAUUCAAGAGACAUCGUGAUCAGUGGAUUGAGCUCCAUAAACAGUCAAAAGUUCCACAUCGUGAUGGACGGAUGCCAAAACGUUAAACUUCAAGGAAUCACGAUCUCUGCUCCGGGAAACAGUCCCAACACCGACGGCAUACACAUUGAAUUCUCCACCGGUGUCACUGUUCUCAACUCCCGAAUUGCCACCGGAGACGAUUGUGUAUCCAUCGGACCAGGUUCAUCUAACCUCUGGAUACAAAGCAUCACCUGUGGCCCUGGCCAUGGUGUCAGCAUCGGCAGUUUAGGGUGGACUGCACAGGAGGCCGGAGUCCAAAACGUCACGUUGAAGACGGCGACAUUUAAGUCAACGCAGAAUGGGGUUAGGAUCAAGACAUGGGCUAGGGAAAGUAAUGGGUUCGUAAAGGGAGUUGUGUUUGAAGAUUUAACUAUGGUGCAAGUUCAAAAUCCGGUGAUAAUCGAUCAGAAUUAUUGUCCGGGUGUGCAUGAUUGUCCACAUCAGUUGUCCGGCGUCACCAUUUCUGAUGUUCUAUACGAAGAUAUUCGUGGCACAUCAGCGACAGAUGUUGGGGUGAAACUGGAUUGCAGCAAGGAGCAUCCAUGCAGUGGGAUAAAAAUAGAGGAUGUGAAUUUGAGUUAUGAUAACCGACCUGCUCAAGUUUCAUGCACCAAUGCUCUUGGAACCACCGGUGGUGGCGCUGCCGCAGUAAUCCACCAUACAACCUCUAGUUCCUGUUUAAUGUAA
Molecule: messenger RNA, 1122 nt
Organism: Lactuca saligna
Lineage: Eukaryota; Viridiplantae; Streptophyta; Magnoliopsida; Asterales; Asteraceae
Source: the annotation of a GenBank genome assembly